GAGCGGACGGGCCGCGGGUGGGGCCUCGGCGGUUGUUGUCGUCCGGUACCGGAGGAGAAGGUCGCCGCUCGCCGCUCGCACCGCAGGGGCUUGCAGGGCUCCCUCCGCCGCUCGCUCCGUCCCGAGCACCCGGGGGACAUGUCGAGGUGGGCGCAGGCCCGGGGGUCCGGCGCCGGGCGGCGGACGGCGGCCGAGGCACAAGCGCCCUCCUCGAGCUUUCCCCGGAGACUCUUCACGUUACGAGCGGCCCGAGCUUGAAGGCGCUGCCACGGCGAGGAGGCCCCGCCGGGACCGGGAGCGGGGAGAGCCGGAUCCGGAUUCGCAGCAGUGUUACCAGGGAAUCACCGGGAACGUCAGGACAAUGAAGCUGUUGGAGAACUCCAGUUUUGAAGCCAUAAACUCCCAGUUGACCGUGGAGACAGGAGACGCACACAUCAUCGGCCGGAUCGAGAGCUACUCAUGCAAGAUGGCUGGUGAUGACAAGCACAUGUUCAAGCAGUUCUGCCAGGAGGGACAACCGCACGUCCUGGAGGCUCUGUCACCUCCUCAGACCACAGGCAUCAGCCCCAGCAGGCUCAGCAAGAGCCAGAGUGGGGACGAGGAGGGUCCCCUCAGUGACAAGUGCAGCCGCAAGACCCUGUUCUACCUGAUCGCCACCCUCAACGAGUCCUUCCGGCCUGACUACGACUUCAGUGCUGCCAAGAGCCACGAGUUCAGCCGGGAGCCCAGCCUCAACUGGGUGGUGAACGCCGUCAACUGCAGCCUCUUCUCUGCCGUGCGGGAGGACUUCAAGGCACUGAAGCCUCACCUGUGGGAUGCUGUGGAUGAGGAGAUCUGCCUGGCCGAGUGUGACAUCUACAGCUACAACCCUGACCUGGACUCGGACCCAUUUGGGGAGGACGGCAGCCUCUGGUCCUUCAACUACUUCUUCUACAACAAGAGGCUCAAGAGGAUCGUGUUCUUCACCUGCCGCUCCAUCAGUGGGUACACAUACACACGCUCAGAAGCUGGCACUGAGCUGGACAUGGACCUUGGGGAAGGGGACAUGGAGGAGAGCAGGGACACAGGCGACCCCGAGAGCGGCAGCAUCGAGGACGAGAGGUUGCAGGUUAUGUGCAUGUGAUGCCCGGAGCAGCUCCGAGCCCAUCCUCUGCCUGUCCCCCCACCGAAGGAGCCGGCCCCACACCGCCCCAUACCCUGCCCAGCACCGUACACUGGAGACCCGGACACCCUGCGGACACCCCCGUGGGGAGCUCCCUCAAGCUUUGCUGCACUUUAUGCUCCUCUCCUCGGCUGCACUGACCGCAGAGCGCCCGCGGUGCUGGUGCCAGGCAGGAUGGGCCCACAGCACUUGGCCUGGACUGGUUGUGACCCACAGACGCCGUCCGUCCAUGGCCCCAUAUGGACUCCACAGACUGUGCUUGGAGGGGGUCCGUUCAUUCAAGGGGUUGCUUUGCUCCUGCCUGUACCCAUGGCUGCCCCUGGGUGAGUCCCUGCUGGACCUGGCCCCACAGCAGCACCCCCCUCCUAUGGGGCCGGGGGGGGUUAAACCCAACCUGACUUUAGGGGAUGGGGAGGCC
Melopsittacus undulatus (budgerigar) is the source of this 1580-nucleotide messenger RNA. It is a transcript of the gene MAF1, whose product is annotated as MAF1 homolog, negative regulator of RNA polymerase III. Gene Ontology annotation, molecular function: RNA polymerase III core binding. Gene Ontology annotation, biological process: negative regulation of transcription by RNA polymerase III. Gene Ontology annotation, cellular component: nucleus. The record is from RefSeq and is a predicted model, not a curated record. The transcript is spliced from 8 exons. The coding region runs from base 362 to 1123 and encodes 253 amino acids. Lineage: Eukaryota; Metazoa; Chordata; Aves; Psittaciformes; Psittaculidae.